AAUUAUUACCUAAACACACACACACACACACGGAAAGAUUAUUUUCUGUCAAUCUUAUUUAUUAAUCUUUAUGUAAACGUGAUUAUUAUGAUUUUCUUUUUUUUUUCUUGUUGAUGAAAUAAAUUUCACCAAAGAUUAUUGAUUGAAUGAAUCGUCGACGAGAAUCUAUUAGUCGAUAUCGACAAUCAUCACCACCACCACCAUUAUCGACGUCAAAAAAACGAUCAUUUCUUGAAUUACGUCAACCAUCAUCAACAUUAUAUUAUAAUAAUGGAAUUAUUCUUUCAUCAUCAUCAUCUAAUCAAAGUUCAACAUCAUCAUCAUCAUUGGCUAAUAAAUAUCGAUUCUAUCGAUCAUCAUCGGAUAAUAAUCAUCUUGAUGAUAUUUAUCGUUAUCGUAUUAAUUUUGAUCGAAUGCUUAUCAAAAUCAAUCAAAUCAAAUUGAUUGUUUGUGCUGGUUGCAUUUUUCAUCUGGCAUUCAUAAUUACAUCAGAUUUUACCAUGAUACAAAAAUCAUCAUUGUUAUCAGCAAAAGAAUCGAAACAAAUUCAUCAAAAUAAUUCAUCAACUAUUUUCAUUGAAUUUGAAACAAUAACAAUAAUGUCGACUUUUAUAUUUCGAUUAAUGGGAUUAGGUUUUGGAAUGAUAAUCGGUUGUUUGAUUGAACCGGAACGUCAUUUAUUUAUGUUUAAUCAAUUGAAUACAUUUCAUUUGAAUUGGUUAACAUUUAUCAUUAUUACUGUAUUGGAUAUAAUUUCAAUGAUGAUAUUUCCAUUAAAUUUACCAUUUAUGGAAAUGUUUAUGAUUGUAAUGAAAAGUUCAAUCAGUGGUAUACAAUUAUUAUUAUUACUUUAUGCAUUAUUCGAUAUAAAAAUUGAUCCAUUAGAAGAACGGGAAGCUAAAUGUUAUAUUCAAUUAUAUUUACUGAUGUUUAUAGCCGGUUUUCUUUCGGCAUUAUUAUUAUCAUUAUAUUAUUAUUCGAAUCUUUUCGGUGAUAAUUCUUCAAUAACGGUUCAAUCCAUAAUUCGUUCAAUAAUUGGAUGUCGAAUAUUUUUAUCAUUAAAUUGGUCAACAUUAUCAUAUCUUAUUUGGCAUUAUGUUGCAUCAAUACAUAAACAUAAUAUUGUACGUGGUGUUGAUUUUGAAGAAUUUCUUGAUAAUUAUGCUAUCGACAAUGAUUGUACACGUUAUAUAACAUUGAAUUGUGUUGCACUUGCAUGUCAAAUGCGUCCAGGCAUUAAUGUUGAUGAUCAUUUUGAUGAAGAUAAUUUUAGUAUUCGUACAGUGGAUGGAUGGCAAAAAACUGGAUUCACUAUUAUUAGUCGGAUACAAUUUGCAAUGGCUUUUUAUCUAUGCAUUUCAUAUCCGAUUGGAUGUUCAAUUUGGCCAGAGCAAUAUUAUCCUAAAUUUCUAACCGGGUAUCACAAAUUUUCAUUGUUUCUUAUUACAAUGGUCAUCAUACUUUUCAUACGAAUUUAUUUACUUUAUCGAACGGAUUGUAUUCAAAACAUACGUGAACGUUUAGGAUGUUUUACUUUCAUUAUCGUUUUAUUUCUAUACAUUGCGGCAAAUAUUAUUCAACUAUUCAAUGAUCGAUAUGAUGAAAAACAUUUUCCAUUAGUUAUAAUUGCAAAUAUUAUCAUCGGAUUGUCGAUUGCUCAAAUGAUGGAUGAAAUUUGUCAUUCGAUUAUUGAUCAUUUAUCUAUUACUGCUCAUUGGAUACGUUAUACGAUUGUUACAACAAUUAUUUUUCAAUCCUUUAUGUCGGUGAUUCAUUAUUAUAUAAUGGAAAAAUUGGCAAAAAUUCAAUGGAUUUUCUAUCUAAACAUAUCAAUCACAUUGUUUUUAUUAAUUACAAUGAUUAUCAUUUCACAAUGUAGAUGUUUAAAUAUCAAUAGUGGAUUCGAUCUAAUUGAAAUGCAAACAAUGGAACCGUUAUCAAAAAUUCUUAAUGAUCAUCAUGAAGAUGGUAAUGAUGAUAAUGUUGAAGUCGAAGAUUACAUACAAAAUGAAAUGAUUUCACCAACCGGAGAUCAAACAUUCUAUCGAACAAAUGGAAAAAAACGUAAACAAUCGAUGGUAUCGAUAUUUGCAUAUCGAAUGAGAUAUCGUUUUGAAUCAAUUAUAUCAACAUUUAAUUCAAAAUAAUAAUUAAUUUAUUAA
Messenger RNA from Dermatophagoides pteronyssinus (European house dust mite), 2162 nucleotides. RefSeq lists its product as uncharacterized. The record is from RefSeq and is a predicted model, not a curated record. Lineage: Eukaryota; Metazoa; Arthropoda; Arachnida; Sarcoptiformes; Pyroglyphidae.